Podarcis lilfordi (Lilford's wall lizard) is the source of this 1656-nucleotide messenger RNA. The record is from the annotation of a GenBank genome assembly. Lineage: Eukaryota; Metazoa; Chordata; Lepidosauria; Squamata; Lacertidae.
UCAAAGAUACCUAUUGUUCCACACGUGACUUGAUCAAUGCCAAGUAUUCUGCAGAACAACCCAAGCAAAGUGUGGGAGCAUGGAUAUCUGCCUGGUGUUUUGGUGUGUUAUAUAGAUUUCCUAAAUAUUCUUUAAAUUAUCUGAAUUAAAGCUUUGCAUGUAAAAUGUUUGAGGCCCUCCAGAAAGAUGUUUAGUUUCUUACAUUAAUGCUUGGAUGUCCUAGGUAGGGCAAGGACAACGGGAAGAAGGCCAAGCUUAGGCUUUCUGUUGCUUUUCAUGUAAAAGGUUUGUCCUGAAUCCUUCCCAAGAGUUUUAUAACAAUCAGUCCAAUCCUAUCCAGAUUUAGGAGAGGAGAGGAUACUCCAUGCCUGGCAGAUGGACAGGGCACUAUUAUUAUUAUUAUUAUUAUUAUUAUUAUUAUUAUUAUUUAGGACAUGGGUAGGCAAACUAAGGCCCAGGGGCCAGAUCUGGCCCAAUCACCUUUUCAAUCCGGCCCGCGGACUGUCUGGGAAUCAGUGUGUUUUUACAUGAGUAGAAUGUGCCCUUUUAUUUAAAAUGCAUCUCUGGGUUAUUUGUGGGGCAUAGGAAUUCAUUCAUUCCCCCCCAAAAAAUAAAUGGUCUGGCCCCCCACAAGGUCCGAGGGACAGUGGACUGGCCCCCUGCUGAAAAAGUUUGCUGACCCCUGAUUUAGGACAGCCCUAUUUUCAUGGGAGAAAUGUUGGUGGGUAUGAAAACAGCACUUUAAAUUGGGCUUAGAAAUGCUCUGGGAAGCCAGCAUAGCUAGUGUUGAAUGUGCUAACUGACUGAAGUUUCCCAAAAUAAACAUAAGAAGGUGCCUUGCAUCGAAUCAGACCAUCAGACCAGUGUUGUCCACAUUGGCAGAGGAUGGUUUUUUCCAGCGUUUAAGGCCAGGAACAUUCCUAGCCCUAGCAUGAUAUGCCUGAGAUUGAACCUGCACGCAAAGCAGAUAUUCCACUGCUCAGCUACAACCCCCAUCUGUCUCUUCCAUUUAUAGGUUUGCAAGCAUGGUUUUAUAUCGGUGCAAAGCCAAGGCUCAUUCUGGAAUUAAGAAUGACAUUUGGACGCGGCUGUCUUGGAGGAGAAAUUUGUCGUUUGCUGGAUCCUCUAGCUGAACGUGCUGUUUUAGAAGCAGAGGUGCUGUUCUGCUAUCACACGUACAUGUAAUAUUCUGUCAUGGCAACAGUGUGCAUUGGACAGAGCAAAAGUGUUCAAAUUUACAAGCUUUCCAUUCAGUUUUAUAAUCAGAAUGCUUCAGAAUCUGUAAGGAAAAGCACUGUCUAUAAUUCCAACUGCUCUGGGAUCGCUAAGACACAUUUUCAUAGAUUUUUCUAGAUGCAUCAAACAGAGGCACAAAACUUUGGAGGAUAUUGGAAUAAAACAAAGAAAACUGCGGAGGAACGGAGCAGGAUUCAGACUCAGGUUUUUUGUUUACUUUCCAAAUAAUUUGUCUCUAUUAUUGGCGAAACUGGCACUUUUAGAAAUGUUUCUCCACCCUUGCAAAGAACCGCUCUUCAGUGUGGUAGCGCCUGCUUCCUGGAACUCUAUGUCUAUACACAUUAAGCAGAUUCCUUCAGUGUAUUGUUUUCAGUGUCUGCUGAAAGAGAUUUUGUUUAGGUAAGACUACCCAGGGAUGCU